Molecule: messenger RNA, 2720 nt
Organism: Platichthys flesus (European flounder)
Lineage: Eukaryota; Metazoa; Chordata; Actinopteri; Pleuronectiformes; Pleuronectidae
Gene: atp6v1e1a
Product: ATPase H+ transporting V1 subunit E1a
Exons: 9
Coding region: 132-812 (226 amino acids)
Biological process (GO): proton transmembrane transport
Cellular component (GO): proton-transporting two-sector ATPase complex, catalytic domain
Molecular function (GO): proton-transporting ATPase activity, rotational mechanism
Source: RefSeq, a predicted model, not a curated record
GUCACUCCAUGUGAACCCGCCAGGAGCUGAAGUGACUUCCAGCUGUUUUCUGAAGUUCUGCUCGAGCGGUGGACAACUGUCACUGUUUGUGUUUACUAACUCUACACAAUCACAGACUUGAAACAGCAGACAUGGCACUGACCGACGCUGACGUGCAGAAACAGAUCAAACACAUGAUGGGCUUUAUUGAACAGGAGGCCAUUGAAUCAGUUGAGGAAAUUCAUGGCAAGGCGGAGGAGGAGUACAACAUCGAGAAAGGUCGUCUGAUUCAGACUCAGCGGGUGAAGAUCAUGGGGCACUACGAGAAGAAGGACAAGCAGAUUGAACAGCAGAAGAAAAUCCAGAUGUCCAACCUGCUGAACCAGGGGAGGCUGAAGGUGCUGAAGGCCCGAGACGACUUGAUCGUGGAUUUGCUGAACGAGGCUCGUCAGAGACUUAGAGAGAUCGCCAAGGACCCUGUGGCGUACUGCACCCUGCUGGAGGGCCUCAUACUGCAGGGAUUCUAUCAGCUGCUGGAGCCAAAGGUCACCAUUCGCUGUCGGCAGCAGGAUGUAGAAAUCGUUAAGGCUGCAGUGAUUAAGACCAUACCCAUCUACAAAGAGGCAGUGAAGAAAAACAUUGCCGUCAGAAUCGACCAGGAACGUUUUCUUUCAUCAGGAAUCUGUGGAGGAGUAGAAGUGUAUAAUGAUAAUGGGAAGAUCAAGGUUGCCAACACUUUGGAGAGCAGGCUAGAGCUUAUGGCUCAUCAGAUGAUGCCUGAAGUCAGAAUGAACUUGUUUGGCGCCAACCCCAACCGCAAGUUCACAGAUUAGCAUUGGAUUUGAAGAGGGAGCGGUGCGGACACAGAUGGAAUAUUUAAGGUGACCACAGCACAACCACCUGCCGGUCACCAGGGUCAAAGAAAAGCCAGGUUUACUUAACAGGAUGCUUCUAUAUUACUUAUGAGUCGUCUAACGGACUGCUUGCAAUGGCUUUGAAAAUAUAUAUAUUCCCUUUGUUGUUUGGGGUAAACUUUUGCUCUUUCUAAGUUAUUAAAUUGAUAAAAUCUACAUGUUUAUGUCAGAAGAGACACACGUGGUCCUCCCUUAGACUUACUCUACAUUAUCUGUAGAUCAAACAGUAUCUGAAAUACUUUGACUUAGUGUGUGUGUGUGUGCGCAUCUACGUGUGUAGCAUAGGCCCAAAUAUUAAGUGAAGCCAAACCAUCUUGAUCGCCUCCUGUUGGCUGGUGACACUAUAGGUCAUAAACUCCACCUCUUCCAUGUAGGUGGAUGGGACAUGGAAUUAACUAGAAGGUCACAUGUUCAAUUACUUUCUAUUUCCUUUCAAAUAUAGUUUCUGUCAUUUUAGGUAGUUUCACACUGACUGUUUGUCCAAGUGUUCAUUUUUGCGUUAAGUUCGUAUCAAUUAGUUAUUUGAUGGUAUAAAAACAUGUUGAACAUGAUUGCCAUCUCCUGUAUUUGAGAUAUUUUGACCUUUUUUUGUUUUGCACAAUGGGAGGAAGUGGAGACGCGUCAUCCAUCCUUGUAUACAGUUUAUGUCCGGGAUUUGCAAGGGGGGAAAUAUAUUGUCUUCAUGUUUGUGUGAGUGGACACACGUCGUCCAUCUUUUUAUACAACCUGUGGCGUUUGGACACAGACGGGAUUCAAGUGUUGUGGAGCGCAAAAAAAACAUCAAAGAAAUAAAGUCAUGUUACACAUAGAACCCAGCAUGUAUGAGAUAUUUUAUUUACAGCUUGUAAACAAACAGUUUACUCAGGCUAUGUUCACUCUACAAUGAGGGAAAUGUAGUAGCCUAGGUGCACUAGCCACAUCGAAACGUGUCCUUCAUUAAAAAUGUAAAAAAACAGCUUUUAGUGCCACCCAGUGGACUUAAGUAAUGGCAAACAGUUGGCAAGACAAGCUGCCAUACUCCCUCCAUGAGCCUAACAAGUACGGUGUCCUCGCUAAACUGGACUCAAGUAUGAAAACAAUAUUUCAACACCACCGAUCCAACUGAAGUCAUUUAAGAAUUACAGUUCUGAUGCUUUGAAAUCUAUCAGGAAUGAUAAGGCUUUAAUUGCAUUUUUUUUUGUUAAGUUAAUGUGCGCACAUCAUUUGAAGCAAUUUAAAUGUUUUUAUGUGUAGCUAAGCAGUAAAUACAGGCCUAGGCUUCUUGCAGGUUUUAUCUGAGCCCCAAUAAGAUGUGAAGAAGAGCAAGUGAAGGCUACGAGACAGUGGCCCGGCAGUCUAACCUGUGGCCUUUAGGCAGGAAGUGAUCUGUGUGUUAGAGUAUAUUGUACACUAAUACAGGGAUUAAAGCAUUACCGUCAGAUUAACAAGUGACCUUAAAGACCCUGGCAGGCAGCACCCUACCAAUCCAGUGAGGGAAUCUGAGAUUACAACCGGGACCUCACGGAUGGAGUGGGAGUAAUGCGUAACAGGCUUGGCCAAACGAGAUCAAGCUCCUUUUUUCAGAGAAACGCGUCAAAGUCGAAAUCGAAGUCGACAUCACCAGCGUUUGAGGUUGCAGCCAAAUACCCGGCUCGACUUCUGAGGUCAAAUUUAGGCAAUCAUAGCUUUUUCUGCAUUUAAGAUUAAAGGGGAAUUUGUCACUUACAUGAACACUUUGUCAUCACGACCACAGGUGGUCAAAUUGGCAUUUUAUUUAGCAGCCUCAAACAAGCAACAUGCAGCAGCUCUUUCUUGACCUUUUGUGCAUCCCUUUAAAAAAAAUAAAAA